ACAGCACAUUCGCUCGCUCACACACCUAACUAUCCUCCCCCGAACACAGACAGAUGGCAAUUGCCCACAAGCCCAACCCACGUACCAGGUACGUGCGCACCCUUAGCCCUGUGCACGCUGCGCCUCACCAGCAGAUGGGCCCUGUCACGGGAGUCAGACCCGAGGUUCUCGGGACCUCACCGCGCGGACGUCGAAGGCGCGACCGGGCACCCAUGUUCCAGCACGUCGGACGAUGUGCGGCCCCUCCGCGCGAGUAACGAUACGUCCGAGAUGGGGUGGAAAUGAGUCGCGGGGUCGGAGGGUG
Messenger RNA from Paraphaeosphaeria sporulosa, 304 nucleotides. RefSeq lists its product as uncharacterized. The transcript has a single exon. The record is from RefSeq and is a predicted model, not a curated record. The coding region runs from base 54 to 257 and encodes 67 amino acids. NCBI's taxonomy places the organism in Eukaryota, Fungi, Ascomycota, Dothideomycetes, Pleosporales, Didymosphaeriaceae.